Molecule: messenger RNA, 1510 nt
Organism: Lecanosticta acicola
Lineage: Eukaryota; Fungi; Ascomycota; Dothideomycetes; Mycosphaerellales; Mycosphaerellaceae
Source: the annotation of a GenBank genome assembly
AUGGCCCUCAACAGCGUCUCCCGUCUUGCGAUCCGCCGCACAAUGGCUGCUCAGCCGGCCGUCUCUGCCUCUCUCAAGCGAUCUGCCCUCAACGCCGCCAGGACCUACGCAACUCCCAGCAAGAGUGCGGUAUGCUUAGCCACAGCGUCUUUGUGUAGCCGUGAUGCUCUCUGGAUGAAACCAAGCUAAUCAAUCUCUUAUCUAGUCCCUCAAGGAGACCUUCGCCGCCAGCCUUCCGGAGAAGAUUGAGCAGAUCAAGAAGCUGCGGAAAGAGUACGGCAACAAGGUCAUCGGCGAGGUCACUCUCGACCAGGUCUACGGUGGUGCGCGUGGCAUCAAGUCUCUCGUCUGGGAGGGUUCCGUUCUCGACUCUGAGGAGGGUAUCCGUUUCCGCGGCAAGACUAUCCCAGAAUGCCAGGAGCUUCUCCCCAAGGCUCCAGGCGGCCAAGAGCCAUUGCCAGAAGGUCUCUUCUGGCUCCUCUUGACCGGUGAAGUCCCAACGGAGCAGCAGGUUCGCGACCUCUCUGCUGAGUGGGCUGCCCGCUCCGAUGUCCCAUCCUUCGUCACCGAGCUCAUCGACCGCUGCCCAUCCGACCUCCACCCAAUGGCUCAGUUCUCGCUCGCCGUCACUGCUCUCGAGCACGAGUCCGCCUUCGCCAAGGCCUACGCUAAGGGCAUGAAGAAGACUGAGUACUGGGAGCACACUUUCGAGGACAGCAUGGACCUCAUCGCCAAGCUCCCCACCAUCGCUGCCCGCAUCUACCGCAAUGUCUACAAGGAUGGCAAGGUUGCACCAAUCCAGAAGGACAAGGACUACGGCUACAACUUGGCCAACCAGCUCGGCUUUGCCGAGAACACCGACUUCGUCGAGCUGAUGCGCCUCUACCUCACCAUCCACUCCGACCACGAGGGUGGUAACGUCUCUGCUCACACCACCCACCUGGUCGGCUCCGCCCUGAGCUCGCCAUUCCUCUCGCUUGCUGCCGGUCUGAACGGUCUCGCCGGUCCUCUCCACGGUCUUGCCAACCAGGAGGUGCUCAACUGGCUCCAGGAGAUGAAGAAGAGCGUCGGCUCUGACCUCUCUGACGAGAACAUCUCCAAGUACCUUUGGGACACCCUCAAGGGCGGCCGUGUCGUUCCUGGCUACGGUCACGCUGUGCUCCGCAAGACUGACCCACGCUACGUCUCCCAGCGCGAAUUCGCCCUCAAGCAUCUCCCAGACGACCCAAUGUUCAAGCUUGUCUCGCAAGUCUACAAGAUCGCCCCGGGCGUCCUCACCGAGCACGGCAAGACCAAGAACCCAUACCCGAACGUCGACGCGCACUCCGGUGUACUCCUGCAGUACUACGGUCUCACUGAGCAGAACUUCUACACCGUGCUCUUCGGUGUCAGCAGAGCUCUUGGUGUUCUUCCCCAGCUCAUCAUCGACCGUGCUGUUGGUGCACCAAUCGAGCGACCAAAGUCGUUCAGCACCGAUGCCUGGGCCAAGCUGGUCGGCGCCAAGUUGUGA